AUGUCUCUAAGAAUCCAAGCUACCAGACUAAUUGCCAACUCUCGUGUGAUCACUGCCAAGAGAACCUUGUCUUUGGCCUCUCGCGCUGCUCUAAGACCAGCUGCCGCCAGACAAUUCAUCAAGCCAAUGGUUGCUACCCGUGGUAUCAAGCAAAUCAACUUCGGUGGUUCCGUCGAAACUGUCUACGAAAGAGCCGACUGGCCACGUGAGAAGUUGUUGAACUACUUCAAGAACGACACUUUGGCUUUGAUCGGUUACGGUUCUCAAGGUUACGGUCAAGGUUUGAACAUGAGAGACAACGGUUUGAACGUCAUCGUUGGUGUCCGUAAGGACGGUGCCUCUUGGAAGGCCGCCAUCGAGGACGGCUGGGUCCCAGGUGAAACUUUGUUCGAUGUCAACGAAGCCAUCCAAAAGGGUACUUACGUCAUGAACUUGUUGUCCGACGCUGCCCAAUCCGAGACCUGGAACUCUAUCAAGCCUCUAUUGACCAAGGGUAAGACUUUGUACUUCUCCCACGGUUUCUCUCCAGUUUUCAAGGACUUGACCCACGUCGAGCCACCAAAGGACGUCGACGUCAUCUUGGUCGCUCCAAAGGGUUCCGGUAGAACCGUCAGAUCUCUAUUCAAGGAAGGUCGUGGUAUCAACUCCUCUUACGCUGUCUGGAACGACGUCACUGGUAAGGCCCACGAGAAGGCCCAAGCCUUGGCUGUUGCCAUCGGUUCUGGUUACGUUUACCAAACCACCUUCGAGAAGGAAGUCAACUCUGACUUGUACGGUGAGAGAGGUUGUCUAAUGGGUGGUAUCCACGGUAUGUUCUUGGCCCAAUACGAGGUCUUGAGAGAAAACGGUCACUCCCCAUCCGAAGCCUUCAACGAAACCGUCGAAGAGGCCACCCAAUCCUUGUACCCAUUGAUUGGUAAGUACGGUAUGGACUACAUGUACGACGCCUGCUCCACCACCGCCAGACGUGGUGCUUUGGACUGGUACCCAAUCUUCAAGGACGCCUUGAAGCCUGUCUUCCAAGACUUGUACGAGUCCGUCAAGAACGGUUCCGAGACCAAGAGAUCUUUGGAGUUCAACUCUCAACCAGACUACAGAGUCAAGUUGGAAGAAGAAUUGGAGACCAUCAGAAACAUGGAGAUCUGGAAGGUCGGCAAGGAAGUCAGAAAGUUGAGACCAGAGAACCAAUAA
Lachancea fermentati is the source of this 1191-nucleotide messenger RNA. NCBI's taxonomy places the organism in Eukaryota, Fungi, Ascomycota, Saccharomycetes, Saccharomycetales, Saccharomycetaceae. The record is from the annotation of a GenBank genome assembly.